AUGACAGAGGAGGAGGUGGCCCAGGAACGGAAGCCGGGAGGGAACCAGGGCGGAAGGGGACUAGGGCCAGGCUUGUGUUCGGUUCCUUGGCGGGGCUGGGGUUCCGAUGUGGUCCCCGGAACGGGAGGCCGAGGCCCCGGCCGGGGGAGACCCGGCGGCCUACUGCCCCCGGAGUGGGAGGAGGAUGAGGAGCGCAUGUCCUUCCUGUUCUCAGCCUUCAAAAGGAGUCGCGAGGUGAACAGCACCGACUGGGACAGCAAGAUGGGCUUCUGGGCGCCGUUGGUGCUGAGCCACAGCCGCCGCCAGGGGGUGGUGCGCCUGCGUCUGCGGGACUUGCAGGAGGCCUUUCAACGCAAGGGCAGCGUCCCGUUGGGGCUGGCCACCGUGCUGCAGGACCUGCUGCGUCGAGGGGAGCUGCAGCGGGAGUCUGACUUCAUGGCCAGUGUAGACAGCAGCUGGAUCUCCUGGGGGGUCGGAGUCUUCCUGCUGAAGCCCCUCAAGUGGACUCUUUCCAACAUGCUAGGGGAUCAUAAGGUUCCUGCCGAGGAGGUGCUCGUGGCUGUGGAGCUUCUUAAGGUGGGUGCUCAGGAGUGAGAGGUCUGGGUGUCACCUGGGGUGAUGACAGGACCCUCCACGU
Capra hircus (goat) is the source of this 637-nucleotide messenger RNA. RefSeq names its product charged multivesicular body protein 7-like. NCBI's taxonomy places the organism in Eukaryota, Metazoa, Chordata, Mammalia, Artiodactyla, Bovidae. The transcript has 2 exons. The record is from RefSeq and is a predicted model, not a curated record. The coding region runs from base 1 to 594 and encodes 197 amino acids.